Messenger RNA from Nothoprocta perdicaria, 2322 nucleotides. It is a transcript of the gene BCAP29, whose product is annotated as B cell receptor associated protein 29. The record is from RefSeq and is a predicted model, not a curated record. The coding region runs from base 57 to 788 and encodes 243 amino acids. The transcript is spliced from 8 exons. NCBI's taxonomy places the organism in Eukaryota, Metazoa, Chordata, Aves, Tinamiformes, Tinamidae. Gene Ontology annotation, cellular component: endoplasmic reticulum; endoplasmic reticulum membrane. Gene Ontology annotation, biological process: intracellular protein transport; endoplasmic reticulum to Golgi vesicle-mediated transport.
CCCAUCGGGCCGUCCCCCCGUCGCCAUCGGGCUCCGCGCGGAGGCAGCAGGCCGCCAUGACGUUCCAGUGGACGGCGGUGGCUACCUUCCUGUACGGGGAGAUCGCGGCGGUGCUGCUGCUCUGCCUGCCCUUCAUCUCCCCCGUGAGAUGGCAGAAGUUUUUUAUGAUUUCUCUGUGGAGCAAAUUGGCAUUUUUUUGGAACAAGGCAUUCCUUACAAUAAUAAUUUUAUUGAUCGUCUUGUUUUUUGAUGCUGUUAGAGAAGUUAAGAAGUACUCAACUGUUCAUAUGAGUGAAAAGGUUGUAAAUGUCAAUACCAGUGCCUAUGAUCAUAUCCAGAUGAAACUCUUYCGAUCACAAAGAAACCUUUAUAUCUCGGGCUUCUCCUUAUUUCUUUGGCUGGUAUUGAGACGUAUUGUUACGCUUCUUACUCAGUUGGCAAAAGGAAUGAUAACUCAACAAGCUCUGGAAACGCAAGUGAAYAACACCACUGAAGCAGCCAAAAAAUACUUAACUGAGAAUGAAAAACUGCAGCAGGCCUUGAAUGAAAAGAGGAGCGGUAAAAAGCUAGAGUCAGCAGAAGCAGACAGUGAGAAACUGAAGAAAGAAAUAAACUGUUUGAAAGCAGAGCUACAGAAGACAUCAGAUGCUCACCUCAAGGCAACUACUGAACUAACAGCAAUUAAAAAGCAGUCUGAAGGCCUCAAAAGAGAAUAUGACCGUCUUAUGAAAGAACAUGAGCAGCUUCAGAAGAAGGUGGGUGAAGUGGAAGACAAGAAGAAGUUGUAGGUGCAGCUUGGACAGAUGGCCUUGAUAUGGUUGCUUCAGUGAAAAAACCUGUGCUGUUCUGACUCCUGCUGCACAUGUGAAACAAACCUAGCUUUGUGAAAAGCACAUGCACUGCUGACCACUGUUCAGAUUCCUCUAAUACCCUGGUUACCAAUAUAUUCCCUGUUGCAAUUAUCAUAUUAAGUGGCUUACCAGAUUUACUAUGGAGCUUGUCACUGCACUAGUGAGGAAACCCAUGAAAAUCUUUCAAUUAAUCUAGAGCAGCUUGGCUGCUCUCCAAGCUUUGGCCUUCCAGGAUGGUCAAGAGAUCACCCCCCAUUUGYUUGUAGCAUUUAUCUAGCAUUUAUGAGGUGUUAUACCAUGCUAAAUUACACCAACCUCCUUAGCAGUACCAACUCAGAGGCUUCAGAAAUUUAGGUACCAAUGGGUUGAAGACUGAAGGCUUUUCAUCAAGCAUUUCACUUUGUGGAAAAUGGAAUCACAAUCAAUUAAAAGGAAAAAAAAAAAAGCUUUAUUAAAUGCAUCUCAUUAGCUUUACCUUUMACUUAGCCACAUGGGUAAACAGAAUUUUAGAAAUAAUAUUUUGCAUGCCUCUGGUUUAUUCUUUAAUACAAKGAGUUAUUUCAAUUUUCAUAACCAAAGUUUUGGAUUGGUUGACAUUAACAUUCUGUAUUUUUUCCCCACUGUUUACAGCUGUUUACAUUCUGUGUGUGCCACCUAACUUCUCUUGCCUUGCUGAGUAAAAAUUGUUUUUAAAUGUUGAUGGUUGGCUUGGUUUCUUUUCAUGGAUACUAUACCUCAAAUAAAUGUGCGCUGUUUUUCAACAGACUUUUUUGACCUUCUGAAAGUUCUUUUGAGUACCUCUAUUAAUUGGUUUUGAUUUGUAUUUGGAAGUUGUAUAUGUUUAUUAUAUUAAAGGGAUUGUUCAAGCUCAUUAGUUUCUGGGCUUACUCAUGUAAACCUCAGCUGUUGUACUGUCUCAUCAGAGUUAAUGGGUAUAUAUGGGGGAAAGAACAAAAUAACUUGAUACUUUUCCUGGAAGUACUGCUUUUCUCAAAAUAACUUUGAAUACACUGGAAAUAGGGUUUGUUUAGUUUAUAAUUUCAGUGUAGCAUGUUAGUACUGUAGAGCAUAUUAGCCUGGCAUAUUAAAUAAGGAUGCAUGUGUUUGAAAUAUAUAUAUUUUCAUUUAAAAAUUGGUUCAUCCUCCAGGAGAAGUGGUGUAGAAAGUGGGUCUGGAGAGAUUCUAGGAUUCUAGGAGACUAGAGAUUUUUUUUUCCUUAGUAUCAAACACUUCACAAAAGGCUCCUGCUUUUAACUAACAAUAAAAAAAGUUUUGUUGUAUAGUUGAAUGCAUCUUUGUUGUGCUUGUUUGGUUGUUUGGUUUUUGAACUUGAAAAACUUAAAAUGAUGGCAGAAUAUUAUCCUAUUCUUGCAGUUUGAUCUAAAGAUUAUAGUUGGAAACUGGGACAAUGAUAACUSUCCAUUCAAGAAGUUUUGCUGAUCAAAGGCCAAAAUAUUUAUGGAUCUGUCUA